Messenger RNA from Papilio machaon (common yellow swallowtail), 1117 nucleotides. It is a transcript of the gene rdgBbeta, whose product is annotated as cytoplasmic phosphatidylinositol transfer protein 1. The coding region runs from base 110 to 1003 and encodes 297 amino acids. Gene Ontology annotation, biological process: phospholipid transport. Gene Ontology annotation, molecular function: phosphatidylinositol transfer activity; phosphatidylinositol binding. Gene Ontology annotation, cellular component: cytoplasm. The record is from RefSeq and is a predicted model, not a curated record. The transcript is spliced from 8 exons. NCBI's taxonomy places the organism in Eukaryota, Metazoa, Arthropoda, Insecta, Lepidoptera, Papilionidae.
UUAAAGUUUACUGAAAGUUCACCCAUCUUGCAUCCAUCACUUUUACUCGUAAAUCACCAUCAACGAGGAGUCGGAAUAGGGGAAACUAGUAUAAGCUUUAUGAAAGAAGAUGGUUUUAAUCAAAGAAUAUAGAAUUUGCAUGCCUAUGACUGUCGAGGAGUACCGCAUAGGUCAACUGUAUAUGAUAGCUCGUCAUAGCUAUGAACAAUCAAAUAAUGGCGAGGGCGUGGAGGUAAUCGCCAAUGAGGAAGUAAAUGACGAGGCUAAUGGAACAGGACAAUUUACUGAGAAGAGGAUACAUUUAUCCAGUCACCUUCCUUAUUGGAUCCAAUCUUUCCUUCCAAAAAUAUUUUAUAUAACAGAAAAAGCAUGGAAUUAUUAUCCAUAUACAAUUACGGAGUAUACGUGCUCUUUUAUACCAAAAUUCUCAAUUUCUAUUCAAACAAGAUAUGAGGAUAAUAAUGGAACAUCAGAAAAUUGUCUUGGUUUGACUUCAGAAGAAUGUGAAUCAAGGCAAAUUGAUUUUAUAGAUAUUGCAUACGAUGAAAUUAAACCACAUCAUUAUAAAGAGGCGGAGGAUCCGAAGUUUUAUAAAUCAGAGAAGUCGGGCAGGGGACCGUUACCUGAGGGCUGGAUGCAAACACAACAACCCAUUAUGUGCUGUUAUAAAAGUGUUAAUGUUAAAUUUGAAGUGUGGGGCUUACAAACAAGAGUAGAAGAGUAUGUACAAGGGGCUAUUAGAGAUAUCCUUUUACUUGGCCAUCGGCAGGCAUUCACUUGGAUGGAUGAAUGGUUUAAUAUGACUAUUGAAGAUGUUAGGAAUUAUGAGAAGGAUAUGCAAGAGAAGACCAACAUGAAGAUAAAGGUUUGCUUAGAUAAUGCGGAGGAAUCAGAGAAAGCGAAGGAAACAUCACAACCCCAAACUCCAAAGUCUCCGAAAACUCCAAAAAGUGGUUCCAGUACACCAUCAGCUGAAGGCAGGUCAUGGUUCAACUGGUCAUGAAUUAUUUCAAACAAUAGUUAAUUAGAUCUCAAUGUAGUAAUAGGGUUAUGUUUCGACAUGUGUUCAACGGUUGCCUUGAACCAAAGAGCAAGGAAAACUAGCUACCAUUCGGUU